Lindgomyces ingoldianus is the source of this 1454-nucleotide messenger RNA. Its product is annotated as ankyrin. The record is from RefSeq and is a predicted model, not a curated record. The transcript has a single exon. Gene Ontology annotation, molecular function: protein binding. The coding region runs from base 70 to 1062 and encodes 330 amino acids. NCBI's taxonomy places the organism in Eukaryota, Fungi, Ascomycota, Dothideomycetes, Pleosporales, Lindgomycetaceae.
CCAGAUUCUAGCAAUGGCCACAAUACUGCAUUACUGACAGCAAUUUCAAAUAAGGAAAGAGAUAUUAAUAUGAUACUAGCUCUUCUCGAGUUUUCCUUGUGUAUCCCGGAGAAAUGCUGGCGUGUGGCGGGAAAUCUUGGAGAUCGAGAUAUUAUCGUGGCAUUUUGCGAGAAGCAAAGUUCUCUAGCAAGGUUCAAUAGCUCCAUUUGCACCACUGCGGCACUAAACCACUGUCUUGCUGGUGCUGCAUGCAAAGGGGAUCUUGAUAUUAUCAAUAUGCUCCUUGGUUAUGGAGCCGAGAUUCAGGACGAAGCAAUCGAUUGCGCAUGUCGAUCAGGGAAACCAGAAGUUACUCUGUUCUUACUAAAAAGGGGUGGUAAAGCCAACUCUUCACACAUCAAGAUAGCAUCUGAGGGUGGAUUCACUUCCAUCGUGAAACAUCUCGUCGACUUCGGGGCCAAACCAACCCUGGAAGCGCUGCUAGUCACCAUUAGGGGUGGGCAUCACAGCACCUUUGAGUUCCUCCAUUCGAAUUAUCCGCAUCUCCUCGGCCAGGACCAGGGCCGGGGUGGCACGGAUGCCAUGGAAACAGCCUACGAAAGUGGACACAGUGUUAUUGUCAUUCGGUUAAUGGAGCUAGGAGUUCCACUGCCUGGGGCCCUUGCCAACAAUUUGCGCGAGUCUCGGAUGCGUCUAAAACGAAAAGCUCAAUGGGUUGAAUUCACUUCAGAUGAAAACAGCACUUGGUCAAGAGGCGAUACUGAAUUGCACAGGGCUGCCACUCGAGGGCAUCAUGAAAUUGUGCAACUUCUCCUAGACCAAGGAUUCGAUCCUAAUAUUGAGGGCAGUUAUCAAGAAAAUCCGCUACAUCGAGCUUGUCAAUACGGCAAGACAGAAGUUGUUCGAGUUCUCUUGAAGGCUGGUGCUAAUGUGAAUGGCACGAAUGGUUCUAAACUUCGCAACCCCCUUGGAUACUGCAAAUCAACUGAAAUCAGAGAUAUCCUUAAGGCAGGUGGUGCUAUCUCCUGGGCAUACGCAAAUGGCGGCUGGGAGAAAUUAUAAUAACCUGUAAACAGUCCGACUAAGGUUCUCGCAUUUGAAACAAAAGAUCUGGACUCAUAUGCUUAUGUCCUGAUUUAGUGAGAAAAUGUUUUCGCGAAAGAAGCAACAUCAGGUGUGGUUUUUCUAGCUUUGAGCUUGAAUCCAUUUCUCAUGCUUUUCGAAAUCGCCUAGAAUCAAUCGUCGGUGGCGGCACAUUCAUUCUCUGCGACACGUACUAUAAGUCCCGACCGGAAAGUACCUUCAAUCCAGCUUGAAGCGAAGUGCAUGGGUACACGUCCUUGACUUGAGAAGAUGAGAGCUUCAGCUUCCUCGGCAAUCUUUCUUGAGCUUCCUCGCUUGGAAGUAGUGCAAAGGGUUCAAGAGAAGCCAUAGCCAGAUCAAACCCAGUGUCA